Molecule: messenger RNA, 2737 nt
Organism: Phaedon cochleariae (mustard beetle)
Lineage: Eukaryota; Metazoa; Arthropoda; Insecta; Coleoptera; Chrysomelidae
Source: the annotation of a GenBank genome assembly
AUUCAAAGUCACUCUCGCUAUCGUACCGCGUUGCAGAAAAAAUCGAGUGGUAGUACUUCAGAUACGCGCAAUUUAUUGAUUCUUGGUAGUACUUCUUUGUUAGUGCGAACUAUCAGAUAGGAUCCCGAACCAGUACCAGGAUGCGGAUUUUAGAAGCGUGGUUGCCAGUGUUCAUUAUAGGAGCAACACUAUUCAUCCAAAUAGAAUCAAGAAGGGUGAGGAUCGAACGACCAGAAGUAGAGGAAGAGGAACAAGAAGAAACUGUUAACUACUACUCCGCUGAGCCUCAAGAAGACCAAAGAACAGUCGUUCUAGUCUCUUCUGCAGAUAGAUAUAAUGGUCUCUAUGGCCAACAACAGGCUUCGGCAAGAAGCAUAGAAAACAACUAUAUCCCAAGGGGUCAAGCUAGACCUCAACUGGAAUCCACACGAGCCAAAGAGCCUAACAGACCUCCCCCUGUACAAACCCUCAGGAAUUAUAACAAAGUCAACGAUGAUGGCUCCUUCACCUUCGGAUAUGAAGCUGCCGAUGGGAGUUUCAAGGAAGAGACGAGGGGUACCGAUUGUGUAGUACGUGGCAAAUACGGUUACGUCGACCCAGACGGCAACAAGCGAGAAUUCACCUACGUGUCGGGAAAUCCCUGCGACCCCAAUGCCCCCCAGGACCAGGACGAUCCCGAGGAGAGCCAAGAAGCCCAGAACGAGAAUGUCCCGCAAAACUACCCCACCAGGCCUAUCCAGGCGCUGAGAAGACCCGUACCCAAGCCAGCAGUCACUUUGUUCCAGAAUACUUACGCGCAGGAAGAAGAGCAACCUGAGGACGUCCAGGUGUUGAGGCCGACACCACAGCCUGUUCGCCGUCCAACAUACAUUUCUCGUCCCCAAUACGUCCAGCAGACAUCAGCUGACGAGGUAUCGCCCCAGGUGUAUCGUCGUCCCCAAGUUGCCCACACCACGACGCCUGCGCCUGCGAUCUACCGCAGCAGCGUCCACCCUGUAACUAUCACCCCCAGGCCGGUGACCCCCACGGUGACGUCCAGGCCGUCCCAGCUACCCGCCACCACUUACAGACCUCAGCUGUUUUCUGUGACGCCGAGGCCUACUCCCAUAUUGUACACGAAACAAUUACAAGCCUCCCUGUCGUCCACCCUUUCCCCCAACAGAGACGUAGACUUCGACGAGGAAUUCCAACGCUUCCAGCAAGAAAACAACCUGGUCUCGCCCACCCCCACCUCCCUAACCGCCAGAGCGACCUCCCCCCGACCCCAAACAACCCCCAACAACCAGCUCUCCAACCCCCCACACCAGGUGUACUCCACGCAGCUGGUGUUCGACCCCGCCACCGGCCAGUACACCAACCAGAUCUACCAGUCGCUGCCGCAGACUGAAGGCGGUGACUACGCGCUGAAACAGAGGAUACAGCCGUACGUGCAGCGAGCGAAGCCACAGGUGUUGAAUAUACAGCAGCUGCAGCAACAGAGUCCGCUGUACACGCAGAGCUUGAGGCCGCAGCCUGUACAUUCUCAGGCGACUUAUCAAGCCCAGCAAGCAGAACAGCAAUUCCAAAACUCAGCGCAGCUGUUCGCUCAGCAGCAGAGAGCGCGGGCACAGCAGGCGCAGCAAACCCAGCAGGAUCAGCAGGAUCAGCAGGAGCAGCAACGUCAGCCGGCCAGGCAACAGGUGUAUUACGUGCAGCCUACUUUGGACUCCACCGGAGCAUUAGCUACUAGUCAAAUCGACGCUUUUCUCAGGGGACACAAUAUCCAGUUCUAGGGACUAUAUGAGGAGCCGAUGAGUCGAUAGAACUCAAAUCUGGACGGUGUGGUGGACGGAACUAAGGAAAUUUGAAACAAGUUCAAUUUUUGAGCUUUGGAUGAGUAGAAUCGUUCAAGACAUUCUAUUCUAUAGAAUUAUUAAUACUGUUUAGUAUGAGGCAUGAUAUGAUAAUUGGAAAUAUUGAUAUAGAAAUGUUUUUUGACGAUUUCAAUAAGUAAAUUACGCUAUGAUUUUUGAAUUUUCGACGAAAAUGAUAAUUUUACGGGAGGAGUUUUAAAUGUUUGAUUUUCAAAAUUGUCAUUUCUUUCAUUUCAUAUUUUUUAGCAAAGUGUGAAAAUUCUAUAAUGUCCAGUAUCUUCUCUAAAAAACAAAUUGAGUAAUAGUGAUUCUGUUUGAGCAAUUUAUUUAUCCAGAACACUUUGAGAUUGUUUCAAAUUAUCCAAAUUCGUUCUACCGAGACUUGAACCUUGAACACCCAGUGAAGGGGGUUACAUUUAUAUUAAUUUAUUGAACCCAAACGUAUCUGAUAUCUGACCCUUGAAAAAUUACCAGUGAAAGUUUAUCUAGCAGUUACAUAAUUUGAAAUAGUAAUUUAAAUUCGAAAUGCAUACUGCAUAGUGCAUAGUUUGUGCGUACGUGUGAUACUUUAAAAUUUAGCCAUGUCGUUAUCAAUUGCUUUCACUUAGCUUAUGAUGGUCAAACUUUUCAUUGUUCGGAAUCUUCCAAGGCCAUCGGAGUUCUUUGUACGACCUUGUGGUAGCGUCAGGUAACCUCUAGAUAUUGAUCAGCUUUUUUAAAGAUGUGUUGAAGUCUUUUUCAGAUCCGGUUUGAUUUAGAUCUAUAAUUUUUUUAUCUAUAGACUAAGUUAUUUUACUUUAUAACUUGUAUUGUGUAUAUAAUAUAUCUGUAAGUGGUUGAGAUGUGUACACCUUCGUAUUUUGUUACAAUAAAACUUUUUCUAU